Echinostoma caproni is the source of this 621-nucleotide messenger RNA. The record is from the annotation of a GenBank genome assembly. NCBI's taxonomy places the organism in Eukaryota, Metazoa, Platyhelminthes, Trematoda, Plagiorchiida, Echinostomatidae.
AUUUGUUACCGUCACCAAUUUAUGGGCACUGCAUAUUUGAUGUUUAUUGGCAUUUCUCACAAUUCUGAUAAUUUCUCACUUUUUAUCUCACCCUGUCGCUUCUUACGAAACGCUCCGCAUCACUACACGAUGGGAAACAUUGCACUGCGACGCGAAUUCGUACAGUUCAUGUUCAGUAAUCCUUAUUCGUUAGAAUUGAUCGAAUCCAUGCGCAAGGAAAGUCACCUCCGCAAAGUGCAAGACGAACUUUUAUUCUCCACCUUGGCCUACAAUCCACAUUUGGGCGCACCCGGCGCGUGCUUGCGUCCACAUGCUAUCACUCCAACCGAUCCACGAUCGUGGUUUUUGGCGCGUUUUGUGAACUGGAAUGCGACCGAUUGUCCCAGUCGUUAUGCCGUGCACGGUGUGUGCAUCUUCGGUGCGCGUGAUGUUCCGAUCCUGAUUGAACAGCCACACUUAUUUGCAAAUAAGUUUUUCUGGAACUUUGAGCCCGUGGCCUACACGUGUAUGGAAUAUUGGCUGGUCAAACGAAUUCAGUAUGAAAGAAUCUUCCGAUCUCUCCACCCUAGUUUCAAUCGAUCAUUGUAUGCCAACCUGUAUUGCUCUAGCGAGCAUAUCUGA